Aureobasidium musti is the source of this 882-nucleotide messenger RNA. The record is from the annotation of a GenBank genome assembly. NCBI's taxonomy places the organism in Eukaryota, Fungi, Ascomycota, Dothideomycetes, Dothideales, Saccotheciaceae.
AUGGUUCUACACACGUUAGCACGCUCAAGAAGCGCAUGGGCUCCCUUGGUUGAAUCGCGCAUCGCCGCGAGACAAUUCCAUGCCUCAAUAUCGAGAUCGCUCCAUGAGGUGCCCAACCUGAUCUACAAGGAGGAAUUCGAGACAAAUGGAAUCGCCGGCCUCAUGAGCAAGGAAUCCUACGAUAUUGCAUACAACAAGAACAUGGCCUUCCUCAACUCGACCACCAAGCAACUCGUCCUCUCCUUCGCCCGCAACCCCUCCAUGGCUGCCGUCUUCUCCGCUGCCAGCAUGGCCCACAACACGCACUUCUUCUUCGAUUCGCUGUCGCCCUCGCUCGACUCCAACAACCUCGACAACUACCCCCUCCUCAAAGAAGCUCUCAUCAAGUCAUUCGGCAGCAUCGACACUCUCUGGAGGACAAUGUUGACUACCGCAAACGCAAUGACCGGUCCUGGUUUCGUCUGGCUGGUCCAAGCAAAGCAACGCUCCACCUCGGCCGCUGGAAACACAUCCUCCCUGCCCGAGUACAGAAUUCUCACCACCUACAACGCUGGCACUCCCUACCCCGAAGCCAUCUACCGCCAACAGGGUGUCGACCAGAGCACAGCGGUUGGAUACAACGGCUCAGCUGGUUCAUUCGGCUCCACAUCUGCACGCGGAAGAGACACACCCAAGCUCCCUCCAGGCACCGAGCUCAUCACACCUGCUCUCUGUGUCAGCACCUGGGAACACUGCUACCUGCCCGAGUACGGCGUGGACGGAAAGGCAAAGUACCUGAUCGAAUGGUGGAAGUCGAUCAACUGGGGAGCCGUCGACAACAGAGUCGAGAAGAGACAGAAACUCGGCGACAACAACGGUUUCGACAAGGGUCCCAGUGUAUAA